AGAAACUCCCAUCUCCCUCCCUAGCCGGAAAGUGCGAGUCGGCCCAGCCUGGAGGUGAGUCGGGGCGGGGAGGCCCGGGCAGGCUUUGUUCCUGUGUAAACCGAGCGCACGUACCUGGAGCGCGACGGGCGCCCGAUAAGCGCCCUGAAUGGAGGUGAUGUAACGGUGAUGCAGGCGCCAGCCCACCCUCGCCGACAGCAAAGAGUCCUGCCUGGGGACAGGCCCGCGCGAGAGCGAGCGACCCAGCGCGCCCGGCUCAGCCUCGGUCCCGGGGAGAGGCAGGCCCUGCGUCCCGGCCCGGGUCCCGCCAUCCCAGCCAGGACCGGGCCUGGCCCAGCGCCCCGCGCCGAAUCCCUCCUACCCCCGCCCGCCUCCCGCCUGGGUCUGGAGUUGGCCCCAAAAGCUGUGAGGGAGCGGGGCCCGCGGCGAGUCCCAGGGAGCCAACCAGAGCCUGGCCUGGGAGCCAGGAUGGCCAUCCACAGAGCCUUGGUGAUGUGCCUGGGACUGCCUCUCUUCCUGUUCCCAGGGGCCCAGGCCCAGAGCCAUGUCCCACCCGGCUGCAGCCAAGGCCUCAACCCCCUCUACUACAAUCUGUGUGACCGCUCUGGGGCAUGGGGCAUCGUCCUGGAGGCCGUGGCUGGGGCAGGCGUCGUCACCACGUUUGUGCUCACCAUCAUCCUGGUGGCCAGCCUCCCCUUUGUGCAGGACACCAAGAAACGCAGCCUGCUGGGGACCCAGGUGUUCUUCCUUCUGGGGACCCUGGGCCUCUUCUGCCUCGUGUUUGCCUGCGUGGUGAAGCCCGACUUCUCCACCUGUGCCUCUCGGCGCUUCCUCUUUGGGGUUCUGUUCGCCGUCUGCUUCUCCUGUCUGACCGCCCACGUCUUUGCCCUCAACUUCCUGGCCCGGAAGAACCAUGGGCCCCGGGGCUGGGUGAUCUUCACCGUGGCUCUGCUGCUGACCCUGGUGGAGGUCAUCAUCAAUACGGAGUGGCUGAUAAUCACACUGGUUCGGGGCAGUGGCGCCGGCGGCCCUCAGGGCAACAGCAGUGCCCGCUGGGCCGUGGCCUCCCCCUGCGCCAUCGCCAACAUGGACUUUGUCAUGGCGCUCAUCUACGUUAUGUUGCUGCUGCUGGGUGCCUUCCUGGGGGCCUGGCCUGCCCUGUGUGGCCGCUUCAAGCGCUGGCGUAAGCACGGGGUCUUCGUGCUGCUCACCACGGCCACCUCCAUUGCCAUAUGGGUGGUGUGGAUCGUCAUGUAUACCUACGGCAACGAGCAGCGCAACAGCCCCACCUGGGAUGACCCCACGCUGGCCAUCGCCCUUGCCGCCAAUGCCUGGGCCUUUGUCCUCUUCUACGUCAUCCCCGAGGUCUCUCAGGUGACCAAGGCCAGCCCAGAGCAAAGCUACCAGGGGGACAUGUACCCCACCCGGGGCGUGGGCUAUGAGACCAUCCUGAAAGAGCAGAAGGGUCAGAGCAUGUUCGUGGAGAACAAGGCCUUCUCCAUGGAUGAGCCGGCUGCAGCUAAGAGGCCGGUGUCACCAUACAGCGGGUACAAUGGGCAGCUGCUGACCAGUGUGUACCAGCCCACCGAGAUGGCCCUGAUGCACAAAGUCCCAUCCGAAGGAGCUUAUGACGUCAUCCUCCCACGGGCCACCGCCAACAGCCAGGUGAUGGGCAGUGCCAACUCGACCCUGCGGGCUGAAGACAUGUACUCGGCCCAGAGCCACCAGGCGGCCACACCGCUGAAAGACGGCAAGAACUCUCAGGCUCAGUCCCCGCAAAGUAAAACGAGAUGGUAGAAGCCCUCUUCCCGGGACCGCACGGCAUCCUGAUCCUCAUUCCUCUCUACCCAGGCUGGGCUGGGCCCAGCACCUUUCCUGUCCUUGUCAUUGGAGCUGGGAGGGGCCAGAGGCCACCGACCUGAAGCAGUGGACUGAGUGGGCCCCUGUGAAGCACUGAGUGUGUGACUGGAGCGCCUAGGGCCACCUCCCUUUCCUGCCCAGCCCAUCUUCCUGGUUCCCAGGUGGCUGCAGCUGCAAGGAGCUGUCCGCAGGCCGCCAGGCUGCCUCCAACUCCCCUCUUGACACCCCCCGCCCCUCACCAAAUCAUAGCCCCUAUGUCCCCAGGCUGUGGUUCUUCAGAUUGUCAUCCUCCCCUCUGUGAGCAACAGGCCUCAGUGCGCCGUCUUGACUCUGGACCUUCCUGGCCCUGCCAUCUUGGUGUCUGGCACUGGCUUGUCCCGCCCUCUGCCUAGAUGGAUCUCCUCCAUGAGACUUGGAGGCCAAGCCAGGGCAGCAGUUGGCCCUUGCCCUUCUCACCAGGGCCUCCUGCCACCACCCGGACUGUGGAAGGUCACUGAGAUGGGGGCAGAGCUCAGCCCGAGGCUUGGGCACACUGCGUCUCUCCACAGCCUCUGGGUCCCGGAUCUGAACCCCUGGGGUGUUUCACUUGAGAGCCCCUGAGCCGUCCCCAUCUUCCACGAAGCGGGUUCCACCAGCAAGCCAGGGUCAGCCCUGCCUGAGCUCUGCCCCCAGUGCCCCUCACAUGCUGGGAUGAGGGCAGCUCUCUUUAUCCAGCAGUACCUCAUGGACAGCUCACUAAGGAGUUGGGAAUGGCAGGCCACCCUGGCAUCUGGGGUUCAAGGUGGCUCCUGUGGCAGGAACAGGUGUUCAUGACCCUGAUUACCUGGAUCUCACAGGUUCUGGGAAUGCAGUAGGGGCCCGCUGUGGCUAUUCUAACAUCUCUGGUCAGGGCCUGGAAGUACCCUUAGGACACGUGGGGUCGGGGUUCGGACUGCAUUCUCAGGGACCACUGGAGAGCCCUGGACCAGAUGAACUGGAGUCUAGGCCUCUCUCAUGACUGGGACUUGUGGGACGUGGGAGGCCUGUGAAUUCCAGGACUAAAGAUUAUGCUAUUUCCUGAUGGGCAGAUAUGUAAGUAGGUAAGUGGGAUCCUCAGGUAAGUGGGAUCCAGGGCUAAAGACUCUGCUAUUUCCUGAUGGUCAGAUGUGUUGAGUUUCUACCUCAUCUUGAGCAGCACCUGGAUGUGCUGGUGCCGGUUCAUCACUGGAGGAGCCUCUUGUGUUCUGAGCCCUCAGACAUGCUCCAGAGGAUCCUGGCGGUCACCUAGUGAAGAGGGUGCCUUCUCAGGACCUCCAUGAUGCUGGCACCGAGGACAGAGAUGGGCACAGCUCCAGGCUUGUGAAAAUGAGCUCUCUAUAGCAUUGUCUUCCUGGGGUUUUUCCUGCCCUUAUCCAAGGUGGGCCCUAGAGCUCAGUCCCCAGCCCAGCAGCACCUCUGGGUGCCGGGUUGGAGGGUGACGACCAGAGUAGCUCUCUGGGGAGGUGCCCUGUAGUCCGUCCCACAGCCCUCUGGUGCUACUCCUAUCCCCAGCAGCCUGUGCCUUUGUCACUGGCGUACUUUUCCGGAGCUAAAUUGGGCGAGCGAUCCCUGCAGAGUAGGCCUGCAACCCUGACUGUGGCCCCCGACCUGUCUUUGUUGCUUGCUGAAAUCCAUGAACAGAGUGUUACUUCCCUCCAGUGGAAGGGAAGCAGGGAGCUCUGUGGACUUUACGCUGCACUUAGUCUAGCUUAGCAGCCCCAAGAUCCCUUAGUGAAUCAAGGCGCUGCGUUGCUUUCCUAUGUGAUAAUUUCAGAGGAGUUCCUGGCAGUGCCUGUUGCCCAGAGGCUGCAGUCUCCAGUGGACGCGGGUUUGUGCAUAGCCUGAGUCCUCUGGGGGCUCUGCGCCUGCGCAUGAGGCUUAGGGUGGGAUGGGCUCCUAAAAAAUGCAGGCCUGCGUGUAUUCAGAGUACCCACUGGCCCUGCUUACUCCUGCCUGGGCCAAGUGGAGAAGUUGUUAGAUGAGUUCUUAGGAGGAAAGAGGUGGCUUCUUUGAGGUGGUCGAGUGGCAUCACAAACAAGCACUGAAUGGAAGAAAACUAGAAGAGGCAGAGCCUGUCACAGGUUCACCGUCAUCCAGCCAGCACCGUGGGAAAUCUCACACCCACCACUGUCAAACUGAGGACUUUGGACUUCAUAACUGCUCGGAAUUAAAUGACCUUACCCUCUGUGGGUGAGGGCUUACUGCCA
Messenger RNA from Piliocolobus tephrosceles (Ugandan red Colobus), 4085 nucleotides. RefSeq names its product G protein-coupled receptor class C group 5 member C (gene GPRC5C). Gene Ontology annotation, cellular component: signaling receptor complex; plasma membrane; intracellular membrane-bounded organelle. Gene Ontology annotation, biological process: G protein-coupled receptor signaling pathway. Bases 169 to 1797 code for a protein of 542 amino acids. Gene Ontology annotation, molecular function: protein kinase activator activity; G protein-coupled receptor activity. NCBI's taxonomy places the organism in Eukaryota, Metazoa, Chordata, Mammalia, Primates, Cercopithecidae. The record is from RefSeq and is a predicted model, not a curated record. The transcript has 5 exons.